UUCCCCCACUAGCACAGCCUAACUGUGCCCUCCAGUGGACAGACAUGUGGACUUGUUUUUAGGUGAUGUAGUUUACAAAUAUUUUUAGUGUGUCGUGGAUAGAAACUUUUUAUUUUUCUCCCCCUUACCCCCCGCCUGUUUUUUUUUUUUUUUCUUCUUUUAUAUAAUGUUUACUCUCAUGGCGACACUUAGAAGGGAACGUCUUGGUGGUGUUUGAGUUUGAACGGCAAAAGCCGCGGCUAGAUCAGUGCAGCCGCCUUUGCGUCUCUACACUGAAGAAAGCAGCAGAAGAAGCGCCUCUGGUUGGGCAGCGCUUCAGACACACAAAGUAAAGCGGGAAGGAGCAAAAGAACCACAAGGACGACUUAUUAAGCAGAUCUGAAGAUUCUUGGAACUACUUAUUUCACUUUUAAAGGUCACCUAAGCGCUGGUCUGGACGAAGAGCAAUAAAGUACCUGCAAGGCCGCUUCCCCGGCCCAAUCUCUGUUAAUGCAAGAUGGGCAACUUUUCCACCAAGGACAACCAUGGGAACACAGGAGCACCUUUGGAGAGUUUCCACACUCCACCUUCAUCUCCUCAGAGCAGCAUUCCCCAACUUCCACUUCCUAUCACAUCACCUACUUUAUCCCCAUUACCAGCUGCAACCAUCACUUUAAGUGGGAAGAAACCACACCAAUGCUCUCCAAGGAGCCCUAUCCCCCCUCCCGACUGGAAGCCUCCUCCACCAGGUGUCCCAAGCAGCUCUGCAGUCAAUCCUGCAUUGAGCCCUGUUCUCAAGAAAACUGGCAGUAUUAUGACAGGCAAGGGGCAAGCCUCUUCAGGGAGAAAUGGCGGCCUACCGACCCCUACAUCCAGGACUUCAGGCUCCCGAGUGAAGAGUGUGGCAGUUAGUCCUAUAAAGAGUACUUCGUCUGUGUGCAACGCGCCACCUGCCACCAGCUCUGUGGAGCAGAGCAAGAAAGAAAGAAACAGUAGUCUUAGUGAGUCUCUCCUGCCAAGUAAUGAAGACAAAGACAAACAAAGCAAAGAACUAGCAAAACUGCUGGAGGAGUGCCGGACUACACUGGGUGUUACAGACAGACAGGAUGGGACCACAAACACAACAGAGAUGCUAAAGCAACUGCUUACUGAAGUGAAAAGUUUAAAGACUUCUUUGCAGACAGAGCGUGGGGAAUGGCUGCAGUUCCAGGCAGACUUUCAGGUGGCCGUGUCAGUGGCUGACCGCCUGAAAGCCGAGGCAGAAGAGGAGCUUAUGGUGUUAAGAACCGCCCACAAGGAAAUUGAGAUGGAGCUGACUGCUGCUCAGCAGAGACAGAAAGAGGCUGAAAAUCAGCUUGUCACUCUACAAAGAGAACUAAAGGAAACCAGGCAAAAACUGUCUGUUUUUACCGAGGUUCAAGACAAAACUGAAGUUCACGCACGACAGGAGCUAAAGAGAUCCAAUGGAGAAUCCAAUGUCUCUGAAAGUAAAGAGGGGACCAAUCGGGGCAGGGUGAGGGGAUUGUGCAGGCUUGGGGGAGAAAGGAUGGAAAGUAAGAGUCAGAAUCUCAUUGUGAAGAAAGCUGUUGAGGACGAUUCAAUAAUAGACUGUAAAGGUCUUACUAGAAGUUCCCUGAGAAAUGUGACCAAUGAGGAUCAGGACGGACCAGAUGUUCAGUCCAUUAAUUCACGAAGGGUAACAACUUCAGAGAGGUCAAGAAGCCUGUCUAGGUUGCCUGCUUCUUCAGACAAUGCUGCCAACCAGAAUGGAACCUUCCAGAUUAGCUCCACUUCAACACUGGGGUCAACCAGCAGGAACUUGGGGCAACUAAGAGGAAGAAAAAGUCUAGAUUGGCAAGAUGGCAAGUUUUCCAGUGAUGCUGGAAAACGUGAAGAGUCUCUAAAUAAGUACAACUCAGCCCUCACCGAGCUGCCACCCACAAAGUCCCAGGAUGGUUUCAACCUAUUGCUACGUCGCCAUGGAGGCUCAAAGAGAAACUCACUGCUCCGCUGGUGUCAGAGCAGAACCCAAGGAUACAAGAAUAUUGAAAUCACAAACUUCAGCAGCAGCUGGGCAGACGGCCUUGCAUUCUGUGCUGUCUAUCACACCUACCUCCCUUCACACGUCCCUUACAGCAGCCUUAGUCCUGAGAACAAGCGAGAAAAUCUCAGCCUGGCAUUCAAAACAGGAGAGACUGUGGGGAUUUCCCCAUCACUGACAGCAGAUGACAUGCUGCGAGCUGGUGGACCUGACUGGCAAAGAGUGCUGGGUUAUGUGGAGAGCAUCUACCGUCACUUUGAGAUGUGAGCGCAUGAGAUACUGAGGAAAUACAGGGGGAAUAUUUUGAGGAAUGUACACAUUUUUCUAACUUCCACCAGUUCUGCCAAAUGGUGGCAAUAGUUGAUAGUUAAUAGGCAACUUGGCAUUUUGGUCCAGAUAUAAUUAUUCUGAAAAAGGUCAAAACAAGGAUGUAUAACCUGCAUUGUGUGCUUUAACAGCUGGUGGCUCAUGUAAUAAAGUCAAGGAAGUGCACUAUGCAAAAUAUCUGACCAAUAGUUGGAGACAAACAGAGGAUCCAAAAAUGACUUACAUUUAGCAAUUUCUUAGAUAUUUAUCUUUUAAGAUGAGGAUGAUUAACUAAGGUCAUAUUUCAUGACUUUUAGAAACUUUCAAAUUUUCUUUCCAAAAGAUAUUCAAAUAACAUAUUUUUUUAUGUCUAGUUCCCUAAAAAAAACUGAAAGCAAACAGAAGGCAGUCCAAAAAUAAGUUGAAGAAUGAUAAAGUCAUCUGUUGGACAGUGCAGAACAGAAUUAUCGACCAAGAAGAGAACAGUGAUGAGGAAGUCUGCAGAAGAGUUUAGCCUCCGAUUAAGAUUAAUCUAAAGGCUCUAAAUGUGUCAAAAAUUUUGCUUUUGAAAUUUUUUCAUGACUGCAUGAGAUACUGAAUAAUAAAACUAUUUAAAUUAUAAAUUAAAUCCACAGUGCUUUGGAAAACUGUGGAAAUGCAGAUUGCGACUUUUUAUAUUUAUUAAUAGGAUUUAUGGGUUUCCGGCACUGAUACAUGUUGAAACAUGCCCUUCAAUGUUCAAAAGCAUUUAAUAGCUUUUUUUUUUUCCAAGCAUUCUUUUGUGGAGGAUGCUAAGUUACUGUACGUGUCUCCACACUGGUACUGUAUACUAAAAGAACUCUGUAGACAGUUUUCCCUCUACGUAUGGUUUUAAUUGUCUAUAUGUUUUUUGCCUUUUGCUUUUAUAUGUGCAAAAAUGCAAUAUUUACUGGAUGCCAUGGUACUCUGCGGAUGUGCACUUUGGAGAUGCCAUUGCUCUACAUUACAUAUCUGGGUUCUUUUAGAGCCUUGAGACUUCUUCCUGUUAAAAGGGAGUCAUUCCUUUCCACUAUUAACACAUGCUUGCUCAGGAUGAGAGAUUGCUACAAAUGAAUUGUAUCUGUCUGUCAUUUAAAGUGCCUUCAGAUUACAUAGUAGAGAUUAGUACUGAAUGACUCUGACUGAAGCAAGGGUCUUGUCAGGUUUAAAUUGAUGAUUAUGACCACAUGCAACCUGAAAACCCUUUUAGUCUGCCAGUGUCGAUUGGGUACUCUGGGAUCUGAAUUGCAAAAUUACUAACAUGACAAAGACUAAUACUUGCUUAUGCAAGCUUUUAAAUCCAGUUUCAACACCAUCACACUUCUUUCUGCUUCCUCAUUAAUUCAUAACUGCUGUUGUUGCUACAUGUGUAAGCUAGGUUUGUUGCCAAAGAUUUAUGUGCCAUAUUUUGGAUGUUCCACUAUAAAAUAAUGUCAAUAUGUAACUAGUGUGAACAGCUUAUUCCAAAGCAAUAAAGUGUUAAAAUAUUAA
Gambusia affinis (western mosquitofish) is the source of this 3835-nucleotide messenger RNA. Its product is annotated as cytospin-A. Gene Ontology annotation, molecular function: protein binding. The transcript has 12 exons. The coding region runs from base 497 to 2287 and encodes 596 amino acids. Lineage: Eukaryota; Metazoa; Chordata; Actinopteri; Cyprinodontiformes; Poeciliidae. The record is from RefSeq and is a predicted model, not a curated record.